AUGCUGGCUUGCUAUGUGUUCUGCCAUUGUUGCAAUCAGCUUACAAGAUCAUGCUUGGAGAGCCGACUUGAAGAUUUCAGCAUGUGGUCUGUUACUGCGAUAAUCACUGCCACGCUUUUCGCGCAGGUGGCAAUAGGUCAACCUCCGAAUGACUCCCACUUUUCAGAUGUCGAUAUCGACACUGUGGCUUCAGGGAUCUUUGGCAACCGAGGACCAUCCACCAAACCAACAUCGCGUUGCAAAGCCUUCCCCGGAGAAACCGCGUGGCCAUCUGUUUCGGAUUGGGCCAGUUUAAAUCGCACUCUAGGUGGGGUUUUGCUCAACCCUUCCCCCCCAGCCUCGGUGUGCUAUCCGACUUCAGCAAGCUUCAACACCACGGCAUGCAACUUUUUGUUUAAUGGUGCUAGUCAAAGCACUUUCUGGUUUGAUGAUCCGGUCACUGUUCAAGGGACCUGGCCUCAGGGUUUGACAUGCCCCCUCGUGAGGAACCCUCAAGCUAAUGCCACCUGUACGAGGGGAGGUUAUCCUGUUUACGUGGUCAAUGCUACACAACCAAAACAUGUUCAGUCAGCGGUGAAUUUUGCAAGAGAAAAGAACGUUCGGCUGAUAAUCAAGUAUGUUUACUUGGCCGUCCUGCAUCUGUAUUAUAAGCAACCCGGAGGACGUUACCGAGGUCCUGCUGCGUGGGUUGGCGCUGGACUACAGGUCUAUGACGCGUUUAGAUAUGCACUGGCGCACAACAUCACUCUACCUGCUGCUUCUUGUCUUACCAUUGGGUCUUACGGAGGUUGGAUAUCGGGUGGAGGCCACUCCCCUUUAUCAUCCAAGUAUGGCCUAGGAGUAGACCAGGUUUUGGAGCUCAAGGUUGUGACAGCCGACGGAAAAUAUGUUACGGCAAACCCGACCAAAAACGAGGAUCUGUUCUUUGCUUUCCGAGGUGGUGGAGGCAUGAUAACCUCGGCCAUUGUGAAAGCCCAUCCUGCCAUCAAUCUGACCAUCGCGUCCUUCAACUUCAAUCUUGGCAACACACCUUCUUCGAGCCCCUCCUCAAAUCCAACCAUUACCAACAGCACUGCAUUUUGGCUAGGCUUCAACGCUAUCUUUGCUUUUGCAAUUCCUGUUGUAGAUGCAGGGGGUUAUCUCUGGACAAAUGGACUGCCUUCUGGUCCUGGCUUCGCCAUGCAAGUCCAGGUGCAGAUGCCGGGCUUGUCUCCAGGUGAAGCACUUGCUUUUACUCAACCUCUUCUGGAUGAGCUGAACGGCCUUGGAAUACCUGUUGCAAACAUCACCGUCCGCACCCAGGUUUACAGCAGCCAAUCGUCGACCGGAGCAGGCGGUGCUCCAGGUGCAGGUGGAUAUUUUGCUUCUCGUCUGUUCCCGCGGGCGGCAUACGUUGAUCCUGUCCUAUUCUCCAAAGCCAUGAACGCCUCACGAGUACUGGUUGAAGCGGGGUAUACGUUUCAUGGACUCAACAUGGCUCCCACGCUCGAAGCAGCAGGCCACCCUUACCCAGCAGGCGUCAACCCCGUAUGGAGAGAAAGUGUCAUGCACGCUGACAUAUUCGGAUUCAGCAAGCUCAAUCUUGGAACAGCCACUGAUCAGCAGGUCAUUGCAGCCCAGCUUGCUCUGACACAACUGAUGGAGCCCCUCAAGGAGGCAACGCCAGGGGGAGGGAGCUACCUCAACGAAGGGGAUCCUCAUGAGCCGAACUGGCAACAGUCAUUCUAUGGGGACAAUUAUUCAAAGCUUGUUAGGGUGAAGAAGACUCGAGAUCCUUGGGGUGUAUUUUGGGCGCCGACCACCCCGGGAAGUGAAGAGUGGAAGAUUGAGGGAGAAGGGGGGCUUUUGUGGAGGCAGAGUGGUCGACUUUGUAGGGUGUAA
Podospora anserina S mat+ is the source of this 1881-nucleotide messenger RNA. RefSeq lists its product as uncharacterized. Gene Ontology annotation, molecular function: FAD binding; oxidoreductase activity. Lineage: Eukaryota; Fungi; Ascomycota; Sordariomycetes; Sordariales; Podosporaceae. The coding region runs from base 1 to 1881 and encodes 626 amino acids. The record is from RefSeq and is a predicted model, not a curated record. The transcript is spliced from 4 exons.